This is a messenger RNA of Oryza sativa Japonica Group (Japanese rice), 978 nucleotides long. Its product is annotated as vacuolar protein sorting-associated protein 24 homolog 1. Gene Ontology annotation, biological process: late endosome to vacuole transport; protein transport; endosome transport via multivesicular body sorting pathway. The record is from RefSeq and is a predicted model, not a curated record. Lineage: Eukaryota; Viridiplantae; Streptophyta; Magnoliopsida; Poales; Poaceae. Gene Ontology annotation, cellular component: ESCRT III complex; multivesicular body.
AGCAGAGCAUCUGCGUGCGUCUUCCCCACGCAGUCGUCUGCUGCUUCCGAAUUCCGAUCGGAGAGCAGCUGGACUCCGGUGAGGGAUCAUGGAGGCGGUGAAGAGCCUCCUCAAGCCCAAGCCGACGCCGCAGCAGCAGCUUCGCGAGUGGCAGCGCCGCCUCCGCAACGAGGGCCGCAACAUCGAUCGCCAGAUCCGAGAUGUGCAGAGGGAGGAGAAGAAGGUGGAGAAGUCCAUCAGGGAGGCCGCCAAGCGCAACGACAUCGGAUCGGCCAAGGCGCUGGCCAAGGAGGUGGUGAGGUCCAGGAAGGCGGUCAACCGCCUCUACGAGAACAAGGCCCAGCUCAACUCCAUCUCCAUGCACCUUGGCGAGAUCGUAGCUACUGCCAGGACUGUUGGCCAUUUAUCCAAGAGUACUGAGGUGAUGAAACUUGUCAAUAACCUUAUGAAAGCACCAGAGGUGGCUGCCACCAUGCAGGAAUUCAGCAAAGAGAUGACCAAGGCUGGUGUAAUGGAAGAAAUGGUGAACGAUGCUGUGGAUUCAGCGCUGGACAAUGAGGACAUUGAGGAGGAGAUUGAAGAGGAGGUUGACAAGGUCCUCUCUGCAAUUGCUGGGGAGACUGCCUCUGAGCUUCCAGACGCUGUCAGGAAGGAAAAGGAGAAGAUGAAGCAACCUUCAACAAGUGAACCUGCAGAGAGAACUGCUAUUGCGGAAGCCGUCGAUGACGAUGACGAUGACGAGCUUGAACAGAUAAGGGAAAGGCUCGCCAAAGUGAGGUCAUAAAAGAGUAAUGAUGAAAAGCAAUCACUGGUUUGUUUUACUGUAUUAUACUCCACUUCAGAAUGUAUGUGUGUCAUAUCAGAAAUAGAAACCCCUUCUUGUUAUUAACAAACUGAUAUACCUGCAACCUGCAUUCACUGAUACAAAAUUGUUCAAUCUCAGUUGCAAGGGUAAUUGUGUGCCCUGAAAUUUGUCUA